This is a messenger RNA of Branchiostoma floridae (Florida lancelet), 3879 nucleotides long. RefSeq lists its product as uncharacterized. Bases 1 to 3048 code for a protein of 1015 amino acids. The transcript is spliced from 3 exons. The record is from RefSeq and is a predicted model, not a curated record. Lineage: Eukaryota; Metazoa; Chordata; Leptocardii; Amphioxiformes; Branchiostomatidae.
AUGUCCACUACCACACUUUGGGAGGAUGCCGUAUCAUCGACUGAUGUCGGUAGAUCCGGCUUGGAGACUACGACUAGGAAAAAUGACGAAGAGAGAAGCUCCUACACAGAGAGAGCUGACAAGAAGAGACAGCGCAGUGGCGGCGGCACCCGAGAGGACGGAUCGAGCACUUCCGUCCGAGAACAAGAACCAGCAAACAAGAAGCGGGUCAUCGCCAAGCCACAGGUCCAACAGAAGAACGGACGUCCGCUGGCCAAGGAACACAUCCCGCUCCAGAGAAAGCUGAUCAAGACUACGGACAAGAUGGUGAGGUAUCAAAUGCACCGAGAAACACUUCUCAAAUACCUCGAGGAAGAUCUUGUACCGAUGGGGCUGAAGAUCGAGAAGACAGCCGUCAUUGGCACCACCAGCCCUGAGUUCCAACGCCGAUGGAACGAAACACUGCAUGAGACCUCGAAGACUCUGAUGACCCUCAUCAUUGAGUUCUACGGCUCUGCAGAAGCCGACCUGGACAACAACAUCGCCAGCCUCAACAGGGAAGUUGAAAAACUCCCGCAAGAUGCACAAGACAUCCUGGAAAAGAACGUGGAAACGUUCAAGGACAACAAACGAGCUGCACUCACCAAGAAGAGAGACAAGAAACUACAGCGAGACAAGGAACUCGUCAACACUCGAGCUCAGGAUGCACCCAAGAAAAUGGGCCCAAAAAACGGAGACAACCCCCCACGAAGAGGGGGGGCCCCAGACAAGACCCGCCAGCAGCAGAGGCAAGCCACGGAGAAGGACGCAAAGACCACCAAGCAAGCGUCCAAGAACUACCAACAGCCGCAGGGUCGGCGUCAGGUCCGUGGGAAACCUCCUCAGCCCAAGGCUCGGCGAGAAAACCCCAUCACAAGGCUCGCCGCCGCCAUAGAAGACUACAACCGACAAGAACUCAUACAAGACAUCCAUGCAUUCUUCAGACGCCUCCGCCUGAGAGAAUUCUUCGCCGACCACGACAGAUCAGAGCCCACAAGAUUCAAAGAAAAAAGCAACUGGAACCCGCCCACACACAGAGACCCAGCCUUAGAGACGUUCACCAUGGCAGUGGAAAAAGAAAUUCUGGAACACCAAAAAACCAUGUCAGAACCACACAAGAAGAACAUCUCAGAGCUAGAGCGCAAAGCUCUAGUGGAACUGAAAAAGAUGACAAACGUCAUCAUCAAACCUGCAGAUAAAGGUUCGGCCGUAGUGAUCAUGAACCGCGAGGACUACAUACAAGAGGCCCUCAGACAGCUAAACAACAAGGAUCACUACAAGAAAGUGGACCACUGCCUCUCAGAAGAACAUGCAACCAAGGUGAGAAGAACUCUACUACACCUGAGAGAAGAGGGGAUCUUAGAUGACACUACAUACAACUACCUGGCACCUCCUCAGCACCCCAGAACGCCCAACUUCUACCUCCUUCCAAAAAUCCACAAGGAAGGCAACCCUGGAAGACCGAUACUCUCGGCCAACGACUGUGCCACGGAAAGAAUUUCGGCGUUCGCAGACUUCCACCUCCGCCCCCUCGUAACAAGGCUACCUUCCUACAUCAGAGACACCACAGAUUUCCUGCGCAGACUCAACAAACUCGGGAAGGUACCACCUAAUGCCACCCUCGUCACCCUGGACGUCUCCUCCCUGUACACCAACAUACCCACAGAUGAAGGGAUACAAGCGUGUAGGGAGGCACUACAGAAGAACCCAGCUGACGUCCCCACGGAAGCCAUAUGCCAACUACUGGACAACAUACUAAACCUCAACAACUUCGACUUCAACGAGGAACAUUACAUCCAGAUCCAAGGCACGGCUAUGGGUACAAGAGUGGCCCCAUCCUACGCCAAUAUAUUCAUGGGGAACUUCGAAGAACGACAUGUUUACAAAAGAACCCCAAGACCAUGGAUAUGGUGGAGGUACAUCGAUGACAUCUUCGCAGUCUGGACAAGAUCAGAGGAAGAAUUAAAGGCCUUCAUCCAGGACCUUAACGAAGCCCACAGGACAAUUAAGUUCACAGUGGAAACAUCCAAAACCUCGAUCAACUUCCUAGACGUCACCGUCAUCAUUUCGGAGGGGGAAAUUACAACAGACCUCUACACAAAACCGACAGAUAAGCACCAGUACCUACUCAGAAACUCUUCCCAUCCCAAACACUGCAAGCAGGGGAUUCCCUACGGUCAGUUCCUACGUCUAAGACGCAUCUGCUCAAGCACACCCAGAUUCAAGGAAAAGGCUGCAGAAUUCCGGCAACACUUCCAGCAAAGGGGCUAUGAAGAAGCCCUACUGGACGACGCCAUCACGCGUGCACAAGAACGCCCCCGCGAAGACACACUGAAGGAAAAGGGGCCGACACCACCACAAGAACGUACAGUCCUGGUCACCACAUACAGUCCACACCUUCCGCCACUACAAACCAUCAUCAGAAAAUACUGGCACCUUCUGCAACUCUCCACAAGAACCAAGGACAUAUUCAAAGAUUCACCACUGUUUGCCUAUCGCCGCAACAAAAACAUAAAGGAUCUCCUAGUAAGAGCCCAGAUCCCGAAGGAGGACAAGAACUUCCUGAAAAAAUUCACUCCUUCGGGGUCCUUCCCGUGCGGAAGAAACAAGUGCUCCACUUGUACCCACAUCAAGAAGAUCAACUACUUCACAAGCCACCGCACGGGAGAGCGUCAUCUCAUCAGGAACCACAUCAAUUGCCAAAGCAGAAACAUCGUCUAUCUCAUCCAAUGCAAGAUAUGCGGGCUACAAUAUGUGGGCGAGACCAAACAAACGUUGGCCAAUAGACUGAACGGCCAUCGAUCAUCCAUCAACACGAAGAAGGACACUCCCGUAUCAGCCCACUUCAACCUCACAGAUCACAACAUUGCAGACCUUGAAGUUCUUGGAAUCGAAAAACUACGCUACACAGGACAUGAAGACACCACAAGACAACGCCGCCUGCAACGGGAGUCCUACUGGAUUCAUCAACUCAGAACACUACAUCCAGAGGGCCUGAACCAGGAGUCCUUAGAGAUCACCAGGGUUUGAAGAGCAGCAUCUCGUCGUGACCGUCACCCAAUGAACACUCAAUCGCCACAUUAGCCGGUCACUAGCAUCCUACCAUCCACAUGGAACGGAUCCGAGACGCGACAGACUCCACCUGAGGACAACUCUACAAAGGACGACUGGGGCCAACUCCUCUCCACACGGCAAGCUAAGACUACAGCAUUUUACUAUUGUAUCUUUUGUAAUAGUCACAGCCAUGUAUGCAUAGACAAGUCUUAUUUUUACCUCUGUACAAGUGCUCAUAGUUAGCCGUACCGCACUCCAUGUCUGUAUCUCCCGCCUAACGGAUGAUGUCAUAGAACAAAGGGCAUAGGGCACUAAAUGUAACCUGAUUGGCCAGUAGAACAAUCGUCUAUGAGACGAACUACCUUAUUGGUCAGGAGAACAAUGGACUACGCUCAGAGCGCCCUGACCUGACUAGACAUAGGCUCUGAUUGGCCAAAUCUAGUUAGUGCAAAACGAUAUGCUGUAAGCUGAUUGGCCACUGAACCCAAUACUCUGAUUGGCCAUACAGCCAGUGCAAGAUGACAUCCCAUAAGCUGAUUGGCCGGGAGAACAAUGGACCACGCUCUGAUUGGCCAGAUCUAUCCAGUGCAUAACGAUAUCCUGUAAGCUGAUUGGCCAUUGAACCCUAUACUCUGAUUGGCCACAUAGCUAGUGCAAUAUGAUAUCCUGUAAUCUGAUUGGCUACUUCCUGCCCUAACUGCUCAGGGCACCCUGCCCUAACUAGAGUAGAGGCUAUAAAAGCCAGUGCGGUACCACUCUCUUGUCAUUCUGAUGAAGACUUUUGAAUAAAAGGUCGAAACCGGUAAA